This is a messenger RNA of Paramormyrops kingsleyae, 4923 nucleotides long. Its product is annotated as protein tyrosine phosphatase receptor type N. The record is from RefSeq and is a predicted model, not a curated record. NCBI's taxonomy places the organism in Eukaryota, Metazoa, Chordata, Actinopteri, Osteoglossiformes, Mormyridae. Gene Ontology annotation, molecular function: protein tyrosine phosphatase activity. Gene Ontology annotation, cellular component: secretory granule; synapse. Gene Ontology annotation, biological process: regulation of secretion; insulin secretion involved in cellular response to glucose stimulus; protein dephosphorylation.
UGCGGGUCUCCGCCGAAUAGGGAUCAGCUACGAAAAAAGAUGGAAAGCGAUGCUGCUGGAGAUCCCUGCUGCUGAUCCGCAGCGCCGUACCCUCGCUUCCUUGCAUGUCACCUUUCCGCUCCCCCCAGUUCUCAUCCACACACACUAGUGUAGCGGAUUCUUGCAGAUUUUUCCUUGCCAGCACCAAGCUCAAGUAGCCUCUGACACCUGUUUACUAAUAUUAAUGUUUGGACCGGAGUGAAAAUCGGCAUCAAUAAAGGUGUGUCCCGUGGCACCUAUCCUACAACGGAGGUAACAUGAAGCGAUCGCGGAUAUGGAGUGCUCUGUGUUUAAUGACCAUUUGGUACCAGCUUGGGAUGUCUAGCAGAUACGGCUGUCUGUUUGAGAAGAGGCUGUGCUCCAGGGAUCAGAUCUGCUCCGACGAUGGGCUCUUCGGGAAGUGCCAGAGUCCCAGGCAGGAGCGUGUGCAGUACCAGCUAUCGGUGCCUGUGCUGCAGAGGCUGCAGGAGGUGCUGAAGCGGCUGAUGUUGCAGGGCCUCUCCUGGCAGGAUGACAUCACCCAGUAUGUCAUUACCAAGGAGCUGGACCGUGUUCCCCAAAGCCACAGUCCUGCGGGGCCCUGGGACUCCCCUCGGCCACAAGGCUCACAGCACCUGGAGAAAUACUCAGCCAAGACAGGAUAUCCCAGCUCCAAAGCCCACCCCAGUGUGGAGCAGCUGAGUCCGGCCAUGGUGCAGCGUUACCUUGACUACGUGAUUGUACCGGACCCGGCCCAGUCUUCUCUCCGCAUGCAGGCCCCCCUCAUGGACCCCUAUACGUACCGCCAGUACGGCUAUCAGGAAGAAGAGGAGCGCUCCCUGAACUCCUUGGGGGGAGCUGGAUACCCACAUCAGCCCUCUCAGUCACGGAGGGAUGGCCGCCGCCAAGGGGACAGGGACUGGCAGCAGCUCCAGGAACUGGUCACUUAUUACCUCACAUCCGCACCGCCCUCCUCCCGCCACCAGGUGGCACCAUCAUUCUAUGAUGACCUAGACUUACCGCUGGACUAUGCAGAGGACUACAUUUCGCAGGAGGAGGUAGUCAGUCGGCAACAGCACAAGAAGACCCCACCGGAUUACAACAUUAGCUUUCUGUCCAAGCAGGAUGACAGGAAUUUACAGAGAGUCGCAGCCCUGCUGGAGAGGCAUGGGAUUGACCCAAGGGACCUGACUUUGCAGCAGCUAAACAGUCUUUCUGCAGCCCUGCAGUUUCUGCAAGCUGAGACACCAGAUAAAUAUAAGAAUGGUGUGGACGCAAAGAAGAAGAUGGAGCUGACGGAGGCUGCCAUGACACACAAGAGCGAACAGGCCCACAAACCUGCCUCUUCUCCAACCUUAGCCCCUGCACAGCCACCCGCUACCAGCCCCAUGUUCACUGUGACCACUGCUGCAGGAGUCAGCCCCACAGCACAGGGAGCCAAUGAUAAGACAGAGGCAAUGGAAACAACCUCCAAGGGAUCCACUGUGCGGCCUACAGCGGCAUCUGGCCCACCAAUCAGAGAAGAGUAUGGCUACAUUGUGACCAAUCAGAACCCCUUGAGUUUAUUUGAUGGCGUGCGUCUACUGGAGACCUUGGCUGAGAGAGUUCACCUCACCACCAGCACCUUCAUCAACAUCAGCGUGGUCGGCCCUGCCCUGACGUUCCGGAUUCGGCAGAACAGUCAGAACCUGAGUGCGGAGGACGUGGCUGAGAAAGCCGUGGCGGAGAAGACGUUCCUGGAGUCUGAGACAGGCCUGAAGAUCAUCCAGACGGGUGUAGGGGAGAGGAGUGAUGGACGUGGGGUACCCACGGCAACGCGAGUUCGGGAAAGUUCUCGCUGGGUGCUCCUCACCCUGGUGGGCGUGGCCUGUGUGGGCGGGAUCCUGGUGGCUGCAUUCACCAUCGCCUGCCUGCGACAGCACGCCCGGCAGCUGGCGUCCGGGAAGCUGGGUCUGGGACCAGAGGGCGGCUCCGAAUCCCACUAUGAGUACCAGGAACUGUGCCGUCAGCACAUGGCAGCCAAGUCCCCGUUUGGGCGCCAGGAUGCAGUCGCUGGAGUCAGUGGCGGGGGCGGCGGGGGCGGCGGGGGCGGCACAGACACCUCCAGAGUCAGCAGUGUGUCGUCUCAGUUUAGCGAUGCCCCCCAGCCCAGUCCGAGCUCGCACAGCAGCACCCCCUCUUGGUGUGAGGAGCCGGCGCAGUCCAACAUGGACAUCUCAACUGGUCACAUGAUCCUGGCCUACAUGGAGGACCACCUGAAGAACAAAGACCGUCUGCUCAGAGAGUGGGAGGCUCUAUGCUCAUACCAGGCUGAGCCCAGCACCGUGUCCAUCGCCCAGAACGAGAGCAACCUCAAGAAGAACCGUAACCCAGAGUUUGUUCCCUAUGACCAUGCGCGUGUGAAGCUGAAGGCUGAGAUAAACCCUUCCAGGACGGACUACAUCAAUGCCAGCACCAUUAUUGAGCACGACCCCCGAAUGCCUGCUUACAUCGCCACCCAGGGCCCGCUGACACACACCAUCCCUGACUUCUGGCAGAUGGUCUGGGAGAGCGGCUGCGCGGUGAUAGUGAUGAUGACUGCGCUUGUGGAGGACGGGGAGAAGCAGUGCGAUCGCUACUGGCCGGACGAGGGCUCCUCUCUCUACCACAUCUAUGAGGUGAAUCUAGUCUCGGAGCAUAUUUGGUGUAACGAUUUCCUGGUGCGCAGCUUCUACCUGAAGAAUGUCCAGACACAGGAAACACGUACCCUCACGCAGUUCCACUUCCUGAGCUGGCCAGCUCAGGGCAUCCCCACUUCAACACGCCCCCUGCUGGACUUCCGCAGGAAGGUCAAUAAGUGCUACAGGGGCCGGUCCUGUCCAAUCAUUGUGCACUGCAGCAAUGGCACAGGCAGAACUGGCACCUACAUCCUGAUUGAUAUGGUUCUUAACCGCAUGGCCAAAGGAGUAAAGGAGAUUGACAUUGCUGCCACACUGGAACACAUCCGUGACCAGAGACCAGGGAUGGUGUGCACCAAGGACCAGUUUGAGUUUGCCCUGACUGCUGUGGCUGAGGAGGUCAACGCCAUCCUCAAAGCACUCCCCCAGUGAGCUAUGGCUGAUGCCUCACUGUCUCCACUUUGCACUCUUCCUCAUACCCUCCUCCUCUUCCUCUGCAUCCAUAUAUGCAUGAUCACAAGAGGUUGGAUCUGAGUUCAGCAGGAGGGACACAUCUCUGUUUCAUCCUUAGAUCAAAGGAUAGAUUAAGAAUUCAUGUUUUCCUUCUCCUCACUGGGACAGCACUCUGUAUCUCCAGGUACCGCUGGUGAUGAUUAUGCCUCAGGGCUCUUCAUGCUGUAAACCAUCCCUGUAGGCCCCAUUGCCUUGAGCAACAAACCAGACCAAACCUGAUAAUAUCAUCCCUGAUUUUAACCAUGUCAGCUGACUAUUGAUCAAUAACCAAGGUUUGUGAGGUCUCUUGGGAUUCUCUAUUAUAUACAUUUUAAUGCAUUGCCUUCAUUAGACUGAUUUAACUUGGUUUUAAAAUCUGUAGUUUUGCCUUUCCUAAACAGAUAGCAGUCAGGAUAUGUAUUUUAUUAAUAUAAAUAUGACAGUCAUAAAAACUUUUGAAAGCAUGCAGCCAUUAGUCACAGAGUGCUGACAUUUAUAAUACUGAGAAGGUGGUAUACAUAACAGUUAUCACUGGAUCCUGUGUAAUUUCCUGGAGCUGAAUAGUAUCCCAACACUUUGCAGUAUUUCUGUUGUUAAAUGUGUAAUUUUGUGGGCAGCAUGCUCUACAAAAAAUUCUUCUAUCUCACCACACAAUUGUUAAUAUAGGAAAUAUCAUUCACAUUUCUUGGUACACAUCAGUUCAUAAAUGAUGAGGAACCUUGCUGUCCUCAUUCCCACUCUGCUGAUCCAGACCUAUAUUCGACAUUAGCUAUAUCAUGAGAGACAGCUGAUGUCUCUCUGGAAGCCCUUUUGAUUUAACAGAAUUUCAGUGAAUGAGUUUGUUCUUGCUAUACCUUCUAAACGUAUACUCCACUCUGAUGGCCUUCUCUGAACAUCAUGACUCGGACCUGCUUUGAUUGCACAGGGAAAGCUGCUCGCUAGCCCAGCUUUGGUGUCCUGCUUUGGAUCUUUGGCCUUAUCUUACUUUUUCCGCAAAGGUACCGCACUUUCUAAAACUGUAAAAACCUUUCAGGGAUUGGUAUGUUUUCUCUUGACGUAAAAAGCAUAUAUAAAAACUAGAUGUUUAUUUUUCAUGGGUCAGCUGGGGGAAUUACCUAAUUGAAGAAGUAGUUCAGCAUUAAUACAGCGGGCGUACAGUCUUGCUGCAGUGUCUGAGAGCAGAUAGUCAGCAUUUGUUUGUGUCUUCUUCCUGUGAUAUGUCCAGUGAGCUCAUUUAUAACCCUUGUCUUUUACUGUUAGCUCUCCUCAGUAUUUUUGGAAUAAUUAUAUUUCGAUAUUACGUAGUCUAUUUUUCAUAAGUGCAAUGCUUCACCGUGUAAUGUUUAAACAAAAAAGAUAACUGAUAAAAUUUGUCUUUGAAGACCUGUUAUUGUGAGGACUGCAGUGUGUUAGUCUAGGUGGCUCCUCAAGCAACACUGAUGGUCUGUGGGAAAUGAUAAAUGCAGACAGGAAGUAACAUUGGGAGCGGGAGCUACUGCGGCAGUGCAGACACUGCAAUAUCUGUAAAAAGUCACAUGUUUCUCUCCUGUUUCUGUCCAUCGACAUGGAUGCCUCAUUCAGAUUCAGCCUCUCCCAUCAGAAAUUCUGUCUGUUUAACUCAGAGCCAUUCAGUGUCACUGUAUAUCUGUAGCAAACCAGAAGAAAAAAAACAAACCAAAAAAAACAUUGAUGUGAAAAUAUUUCUUUUGUAAUUUUAUGUGAUGAAUAAAAUAGUUUGUGAAGUGAUGCAACAGCA